UGUUUGAUGCCGUGCCAGCAAAAACGUAAAAUCGCGUAAUUGGUUACGCAGUGGAGUUUCUGUUAAAUGCCUCUCCAGCUGGGAUGACUCCCCCCUCAGCACUGAGCUCUGUCAUCCCAUAACACUGCUAGCACAAAGCGACCUUUUGGAACUCUUUAAACGUUUCUGGUGAAUUUUUAGGGGAGCUUCUUUUUCAGUCUGAAACAUGUUUUGGUUGCUGUUAUGCGCAAUCGUAGCCUUUGCAGCCGUGCCGGCGGAUGCGCAAAUCUCCAGCCGUUAUGUUGUCGGAUGUCCUUCCCGGUGUGAUAAGUCGAUGUGUCCUCGGCUACCAGCGGACUGUCCGACAGGACAAACCCUCGACGCCUGCCACUGCUGCCCGGUGUGCGCCUCCAGUGAAGGCGAAGCCUGCGGCGGCAGUGGGAAGCUCGGCGACCCAGUGUGCGGAGAGGAGCUGGAGUGCUCGGUCUCCGGCGGGAUUGCAUACACUGUGACGGUGAGGAGGAGAAGCAAGAGUGGGAUUUGCGUGUGCAAAACCACCGAAGCGGUUUGUGGAAGCGAUGGGGUGUCCUACCGGAAUAUCUGCGAGCUGAAGAGGGUCAGUCGACGGGCGCAGAAAUUGCAACAGCCACCUGUUCUUUUCAUUCAGCGGGGAGCCUGCGGGAAAGCUCAAGACAAUCCAGACAGCCCGAGGCACAAAUACAACUUCAUUGCCGACGUGGUGGAGAAAAUUGCUCCGUCUGUGGUUCACAUUGAACUUUACCGCAAGAUGACUUAUUCCAAGCGUGAAGUGGCAGUGGCCAGUGGUUCUGGUUUUGUUGUGUCUGAAGAUGGCCAAAUUGUGACCAAUGCCCACGUGGUGGCCAAUAAACACAGAGUGAAAGUGGAGCUAAAGAGCGGCGCCUCCUAUGAUGCCAAAAUCAAAGACGUGGAUGAGAAAUCAGACAUCGCCCUCAUUAAGAUCGAUGCACCGACCAAGCUUCCUGUACUUCUGCUGGGCCGUUCGUCAGAUUUGAGGCCAGGAGAGUUUGUGGUUGCUAUUGGCAGCCCAUUUUCCCUCCAGAAUACGGUUACUACAGGAAUUGUUAGCACUACUCAGCGAGGGGGCAGAGAGCUAGGCCUUCGCAACUCUGACAUGGACUACAUUCAAACUGACGCCAUCAUCAACUACGGCAACUCUGGAGGGCCUCUGGUCAAUCUGGAUGGUGAAGUGAUUGGGAUUAACACGCUGAAGGUGACAGCGGGCAUCUCCUUUGCCAUACCCUCGGACAAGAUUCGACAGUUCCUGGCCGAGUCAUACGACAGGCAGUCCAGAGCCUUAGGGAGAACAGAAGCAAAGAAGAAGUAUAUUGGUGUGAGGAUGAUGACUCUCACUCCAGGGCUAGCCAAAGAGCUGAAGACUCGACUCCGCGACUUCCCUGACAUCACCUCGGGAGCUUAUGUUAUGGAGGUCAUUGCAAAGACACCAGCUGCAAUCGCUGGACUCAAAGAGCAUGAUGUCAUCAUCUCGAUCAACGGCCACAGGAUUUCAACAGCAACCGAUGUCAGCGCCGCCAUCAAGAGAGAUGACACCUUAAAAGUGGUUGUGCGCCGUGGCAAUGAAGACGCCAUCCUCACUGUUGUUCCCAUUGAAAUUGACCCUUGACCCUCCAGAAAUCACACCGCAGUUGCUGGAGCUAGCUUUUACUUAUCAACAGUGGACCUUAUAUCGGAGGGGUUUUUUACUGACGCACCCUCUCCCUGUGGCCAAAGGCCGGUGGUGCCUCACAUCCAGGAAAAUUCUGGCAUUGCCUUGAAUGGAAUGACUGUACGGAUGCUUUAAAAGCAGCGCUGUACUUUGUUUUCCCUGUGUGUUCUCAUGUUUAGACUUUAAUGCUUUGAUCAAAGCUACUACUGUGUGUUCUUAAACCUUAAAAAAAUAGUCAUUGGCAUAGUGUUUUCACCUGCUUACUCGUUUUGUUGUUGUUGUUGUUGUUUUUUUAAUGUACUGUUGCUCAGUCAGGCUGACUGAAAUUUGAAGCAAUUUUAAGCGACUUGCUGAGCAAAUCAUAUUUGUAAAAUUGUUGUUUUCUAAACUCCCCCCCCCCUUUUUUUAAAGUACUGUAGAAAUACUUUGUUGUUUAUGUGAUGUAUACUGGAGAAGAAAAUAAAGGUUUUUUACCUCCA
Pundamilia nyererei is the source of this 2163-nucleotide messenger RNA. RefSeq names its product serine protease HTRA1A-like. NCBI's taxonomy places the organism in Eukaryota, Metazoa, Chordata, Actinopteri, Cichliformes, Cichlidae. The transcript is spliced from 9 exons. Gene Ontology annotation, molecular function: serine-type endopeptidase activity; protein binding. Gene Ontology annotation, cellular component: extracellular region. The record is from RefSeq and is a predicted model, not a curated record. Gene Ontology annotation, biological process: positive regulation of apoptotic process; programmed cell death; proteolysis. Bases 206 to 1642 code for a protein of 478 amino acids.